CUUGUUGAUGAGAACUGACGUGCUGAGGGAGGGGCUCGGCAGUGGGACGAGUGUCAAGGCCACGUGCUUGUGUCUCAUUCUACUCCUGCUGCCCUGGACGCUCUCAGUUUUCCUCCACUCAUCAUGUUGUCUGUGGGUUCCGUUAGCAGCGUGACAGGGAGAGGCGUGUGUGUGUGAAUCGCGAUUGUUCGUGUCUCUCGCUCUGCUGUUGGUCGGUUUUUUCGCCCUCUCCUUGUUUACUGCGCAGCACAAUGGCAUACCCAGCAGAAACUUCUGGUCGAUCUCCCCUUUUAUAUCGUGUGGAAAGAAAAGAGAUUGUCAGCUCUUCUAAUCGGGUUUGUUUUUACUGAAACUAUCCUCCUCCUCCUUCCCAGUCUCUUCCAUCCGUACAUGUAGACUGGAAGAAACAGGUACCAUGCUAAAACUGACGGGAUUUCAGACCCAUUAUUGGCCGCUAGUGCGAUUUCUCGUCCCCCUGGCGAUCACCAAUAUAGCGGUAGAUCUCGGGGAACAGGCAUUAAACAGGGGUAUAGCAGCUGUUAAAGAGGAUGCCAUCGAGAUGCUUGCUAGCUAUGGGCUGGCCUACUCCCUCAUGAAGUUCUUCACCGGGCCAAUGAGUGACUUUAAGAACGUGGGACUGGUAUUUGUUCACAGUCGGCAUGAUAGAAUCAAGGCUGUCCUCUGCAUGGUCACAGCUGGUACUGUGGCUGCCAUCUUUCAUAUUCUAAUAGCAUAUACAGAUCUGGGAUAUUAUAUCAUUAACAAAUUACAUCACGUGGAUGAUUCUGUGGGAAGUAAAACGAGAAAGGCCUUCCUCUAUCUGGCUGCCUUCCCGAUGCUGGAUUCAUUGGCUUGGACCCACGCUGGUAUUCUGUUGAAGCAUAAAUACAGUUUAUUGGUGGGCUGUGCCUCAGUUUCAGAUGUCAUUGCUCAGAUUGUAUUUGUAUCCAUCUUGCUUCACAGUCAUCUAGAAUGCACAGAGCCUCUCCUGAUUCCUAUUCUGGCCUUAUACAUGGGAGUGAUGGUCCGUUUUACCAUGGUGGGCCUUGGAUACUAUAAGAAUGUGCAUGACAUCAUUCCUGAGAGAAGUGGACCAGAAAUGGGGGGUGAAGCCACAAUCAAGAAGAUGCUGGCUUUCUGGUGGCCUUUGGCCUUGAUUCUAGCAACUCAGCGAAUCAGCAGACCCAUAGUCAAUCUUUUUGUGUCUCGUGACCUGGGAGGCAGUCCAACAGCUACGGAGGCUGUUGCUGUUCUAACGGCUACAUAUCCAGUGGGCCACAUGCCGUAUGGCUGGCUGACUGAGCUCCGAGCUGUUUACCCUGCUUUUGACAAGAACAAUCCAAGCAAUAAACUCGGGCACAUCAUCAACAAGUCACAUAUCAAGAGGUUUACUUUCACCUGUUUGGCUGUCUCGGUCACAUUAUGCUUUGUUGUGUUCUGGACUCCACAUCUAUCAGAGAAAAUCCUGGUUAACCUGAUAGGUGUGAAUUUAGCUUUUGCUGAGCUGUGUGUGAUUCCGCUACGGAUCUUCUCCUUCUUCCCUUUCCCAGUUACAAUUCGAGCACAUCUGACGGGCUGGUUGAUGACUUUGAAGAAGACUUUUGUUCUGGCACCCAGUUCCGUGCUGAGGAUAGUGCUUCUCAUUACAAGUCUGAUUGUUCUCCCUUAUAUGGGGAUCCAUGGAGCUUCUUUAGGAGUUGGUUCACUUCUUGCUGGUUUUCUGGGAGAGUCGGCCAUGGUAGCAAUAGCAUCUUGUUAUGUUUAUCGUAAAGAGAAAAAGAAAAGAUCUCUGGAUGAAGCAGCAGCUGAGGGAGAGGACUCGGCAAUGAAUUCUGCCGUUAUCCCUGAGGAAAUGUCUGAGGUAGUGGAGUUGGAUGAAGAUGAGUGAGCAGCAUUUACACACCGCAGGGAUCACUAUGGUACAAUAUAAUAAUGUUAAACCACCCUUCACUUCUGCUUCCAUCCUUUAUUUUUCCGGAAAGUGUCUACCGACACCAAAGACAACUUCUGAUUCUGUUGCUGAAUUGCUUGUAUCAUUGGACAGGCUCAGGCGUCAGGCUUCUUGCAUGCAGUUCCAUUUCGGCUAAUACGUGGAUGAAAGCAACUUCAAAAGAAACAUCCAGAAAGUCUUCCACAGUUAAGUUGGCUGACAUCCUUCUUUCCAUGGCAUUAGCAGCACAUCUAAAACCAAAGCACAUUCACCUUUCUUUUGUUGACUAUACUGCUGCCCUGUUCUCCAUCAAUAUCUUUUGAUAGACUAAGGGUGUAUACUUGGGAUUUAUACUUUAUUUAACUGCUUGAAUAGUAUUAUGUUGUGGGUUUUUUAAUGUACAUUGCAGCUAGGUUUCCAGUGACCUGUGUGAUUUAUUGCCAUAAUGUUGCUGCUCAAGAGGUGGAGUUCUGAAGACACCAUAACCAUAAAGGACACAAUUUUGUAAAAAAAUAAAAAGGUUGAACAUAUCAAAAUAUUUUUUUACAUACCAGAAGAGUUUGAUAUCAGUAUAUUGAGGAGAACGUUACGCAUGUGGCGGUGACUUGUAAGUAAAGCAGUAAACAGGGAAAUUAAUACUGAAAAACAGACAUGACUUGAAUUUCAUAAACUCUUAAUAUUAAAUGGCAGGAGAGAACAUUACUUGAAAGGAAUGAGAUUUCAAGAUGACAUGAAAUUUGACAUCUUAAGUAAUGUGUUCAAAAUAGUUUAUUAGCCACCUAUAAACAAACGUGUUACACCGUUUUGAUACAUGUGUGAUACAUCAGAGCAUUGUAUAUUGUAAAGCAAUGGGUACCAUGUAAUUCAAAUGAAUUCCAUUUUUUUUUCAUUGCAGCUUGUUAGAGCGAGUGUUUACAUGCUGAGGAAUGGCUGUUUCUUCCAGUUUAUGAAUGUUGUAGCUCAGUGGUUGGUUGGUUGGUUUCUGUGGAAGAGUGACACCAGCACAGGCAUAGCCCAAUUUUACCAAUACCCCUUUAUUGUAUGAAGCAACAUUUUUUUCUCUGCACAUUACAUCAAGGACUCAAAGCAGCCUAACUUUCAGUCAGUGUUUACUGGGACAUGAGGCCGAGGAUAUUUGAGAACCCAUUUGAGAAGCUCCUAAUCUGCUACAGAUAACCUCCAUCUUGUUUUCCUCCUUCCCAUCCCAGUCUGAUUGGCAUUCAUUUUACAGACCAUUAUUUUAAUCCAAUCUUUCCUUAACUUAAUUUGCAUCGCUAAUCAACAAAUAUAUUGAAAGUGCUAUAUAGAAGAAAACCCUUUCUUAUUGGACAGUCUCACUCCAGUUCCCGGUGAGUGUGGAACCACAUCAAAGAAUCGUCUUUAAUUUGUCACUAAAAUGCCAAUCAUAUUGAGAGGCUGCACGAAUGGCUGUUGAAAUUGGGAAUGUAUUGCUCUGAUGCAAUUUGGGACAGAAGGGUACUGUUUGGGUAGAGGAAAGGAAGUUCACUCUCUAGCUAACUGUAUCUCGCUAGGUCAGGAAAUGCAUGAUUCUACCAUUUGGUGCACAAAAUUGAAAGUAUUCCGAAUUUCAGCACCGACUCCUUGAAAAAAUUAUGGAAAAAGGUUAAAACAAUUUUUUUUUUAAAUUGCACAAUCACCCAUUUUGUAAAUGAAUGUAAUACUGCCUGUAAUAAACAUUUUGUAGCAGGUGGGAAGUUGAUGUAAUUUGAAUGGAGGCACUGCAAUAUUGACAUAUAUCCUUACUCAAAGCAAUUUGUCCAUGCCGCAGGGGUAUAAAAGGGCAUGACUGCAAAGGUGUUUUGUGAGUGAAAAUGUUUUCUAACAAGCGGCCAAGCUUUAUUAUGAAUUCCAAAUACUCGAGUUCACAAUGUCUGCUAUUCUCCUGCAUAAUUUUUAGAAACAAAGGAAGCCCCUUGCCAGUUUCUCUGCAUUUAAUCACAAAUUCUUUUAACAUGACUCUUGACAUUAUUGUUGCUAAGUUGUUAGAUAUUUCAUGUAAUGAAGUUAUGAGUGUUGUGUGUAGUCGGUGGAAACUAUCCUCUAUUAUAACUAAACUGGUUUUGCAACAUGCUUUAAUUCAAAUUUCACCAAGCAGUGAAUUGUUUUUUAAAAAAAGUAUGUUUCCAUCAAUUAUAUUUAAAGCAGUCAACUAUGCUUAAUAUGCAAGCAUAAUUUUAAAAUACCAAAUAUAGAAUGUUCUUUCUAAAUAUAAUGUAUGUAUAUUUUUUCAUGGUAUUGAUAGAUUUGAAUCUAUUAUUUUGGAUCUUUGAGCUUGUGCCAUUUUUUUCAGUUGGCUACUCAAUUAAAAUGAUUUUUUCCUCACCUUGA
Carcharodon carcharias (great white shark) is the source of this 4279-nucleotide messenger RNA. It is a transcript of the gene ankhb, whose product is annotated as ANKH inorganic pyrophosphate transport regulator b. The record is from RefSeq and is a predicted model, not a curated record. Gene Ontology annotation, cellular component: membrane. Bases 416 to 1888 code for a protein of 490 amino acids. Gene Ontology annotation, biological process: phosphate ion transmembrane transport. The transcript has 12 exons. Lineage: Eukaryota; Metazoa; Chordata; Chondrichthyes; Lamniformes; Lamnidae. Gene Ontology annotation, molecular function: phosphate transmembrane transporter activity.